GUUGGCCGCCCGCUGGGUCCCCGGCGCUACCCGCAGCGAGGCCCCGCCGCCCGCGGGCCCCGGAGCCAGACCGCACCGGGUCCCGCCCGCCCUUCAGUCUGAUGCCCGUCCAGCUCUCCAGCCCCCCGGAAUGGAAUGAGUCUAUGCACUCUCUCCGGAUCAGCGUGGGGGGCCUUCCCGUGCUGGCGUCCAUGACCAAGGCCGCGGACCCCCGCUUCCGCCCCCGCUGGAGGGUGAUCCUGCCGUCCUUCGUGGGCGCCGCCGUCCUCUGGCUGCUCUACGCCCACCGCCCUCCUCCUGGCCGGCCCCCCCUGCCCAACGCCCACAACUGGAAGCUCGGCCAGCUACCUGCUGCCCGGUACAAUGACACCUACCCACUGUCUGUCCCCCAGAGGACGCCGGGCGGGACACGAUACCGGAUCGCUGUUAUCGCCGACCUGGACACAAAGUCCAGGGCCCCGGAGGAGAACACCUGGGUCAGUUACCUGAAGAAGGGUCACCUGACCCUGUCGGACAGCGGGGACCGGGUGGCCGUGGAGUGGGACCAAGGCCAUGAGGUCUUGGAGUCCCACCUGGCGGAAAAGGGGCGGGGCAUGGAGCUGUCGGAUCUGAUCGUCUUCAACGGGAAGCUCUACUCCGUGGACGACCGGACGGGCGUGGUCUACCAGAUCGACGGCUCCAGGGCCGUGCCCUGGGUCAUCCUGUCAGACGGCGACGGCACCGUGGGGAAAGGCUUCAAAGCCGAGUGGCUGGCCGUGAAGGACGAGCAUCUGUAUGUGGGCGGCCUGGGCAAGGAGUGGACCACCGCCACGGGGGAGGUGCUGAAUGAGAACCCGGAGUGGGUGAAAGUGGUGGGCUGCAGAGGCAGCGUGGACCACGAGAACUGGGUGUCCAGCUACAACGCCUUGCGGGCCGCUGCUGGGAUCCGGCCGCCAGGCUACCUCAUCCACGAGUCUGCCUGCUGGAGCGACACACUGCAGCGCUGGUUCUUCCUGCCGCGCCGCGCCAGCCACGAGCGCUACAGCGAGAAGGAUGACGAGCGUCGGGGCACCAACCUGCUGCUGAGCGCCGCCCAGGACUUUGGGGACAUCACCGUCCGGCACGUGGGAGCGGUGGUCCCCACCCACGGCUUCUCCUCUUUCAAGUUCAUCCCCAACACCGACGACCAGAUCAUCGUGGCCCUCAAGUCCGAGGAAGACGGCGGCCAGAUUGCCACCUACAUCAUGGCCUUCACGCUGGACGGACGCUUCCUCCUGCCCGAGACCAAGAUCGGGAGUGUGAAGUAUGAGGGCAUAGAGUUCAUUUGAACUGAGAAAAGUCAAGAUGACGAGCAAGGCCGAGGGGUGGACAGUUUUAAGCUACGUCAGGACUCAAGUUUUAUAAAAAACCCAAGGACUGCACUUUCAUGUGAUUAGUUUAUCUUUUUAUCUUUCUUUUUUCUUUUUUUUUUUUUUUUGAACUCUUGAGGUGUGUGCCUGGUUUAGAAAUUUCCAGAAUUAGGAGCUCAGUCCCAGCCUGAGAUGUGGCUUCUCAGAGGGGAACGGAAGUGGCGGGGUGGUGGGGUAUCCCAGAACUACAGGCUGGACAUUUCCCUGCGCUGCCGCCUGGUGGUUGAAGCUAGUCAUUGCAGGCAUCUUGAUUCAGCCCUUUCUUCCAUCUGACCUCCUCUUCUUUUUUCUCCAUUUCUCCUUCUGUUCAAUAAAUAUUUCUUGAGCUCCUACUGUGUGUCCAGCACUGUGCCCUCUCUGGGAACCCAGCAGUGAGUCUGAAGUGGGGCUGACAGCUUGGUGCUCCUGGGCCACCCCUCAUCUCUUCCUUGUGAACCUCAGGCAUUAAAUUCACCCCUCCAGGCCCCUGGAAAAGAACCUGUUUACACUGCAGGGCCUCACAGGGCUGUGAGAGCAAGGGCAGGCCUCCGGGAACACGUCUGCUCAAAGUGCCGCAAGAGGGGACACAGGCCCACCGUCUGCCCCCACGUCAAACUUCUCCAUUCAAGGGACUGGCCCUGUAUUCUGUCUUCAGGGAAAUUCUAUGCCUGUGUAGCACUUUGAAGUUUUAAUUAUUAGCUUAUAUAUUAAUUAGUUUCCUUUCUUAUAAAAUGGAAUCGGCAAAUCUUAUCAAGAGCAAAGUCCUGUACUUAAGAAAUUCAUUCCCAGCAGUGAAGAAAAUGGUAAUUAAGAAGUUACAGUUGGUAAGGCAAGUUUUCAAUCAUUUCUAAGUCCUUGGCCAAAGGAUACAAUGAUAAGGAUACAAUACCUUUUUCUAGCAAUUAUCAGAAAUUGCCAUUCCUUGAAAGACUUCCGUGAAUGACUUGAAUGUGUAAUUCCUGAGGCAAGAGGGGCCCUAGGUUCUGGCAAGCCUGCACCUGGCCCCCGACGCUGGGGCUCCCUUACCCUGGAGUUUGUGGACAAGGCCUGCCUGGUCCAGCAGUUUCUGCCCUGGCUUUUUAUUUCUUCACUUCCCUAUGGGAGUUCUGCAGCCUUUUCUUUCUAGAAACUUCAGAGAAACUUUGGCAUGCCUUAGUCCCUGUGGUCUCUUCUCCAUACCCCAGGGUAAAGGUAGAGAGUUUGGGACACAGGUCAGCCAGAACCACAGCCUAGAAGGGCCAUCACCAUCAGCCCAUGGUCCCCCUCGCCCAGAAGCUACCUCACCUCUCAGGAGAAUGUAGGUUUUGUGAUGGCCGGGAAGCGCCCUGUUUUAGGCUCUGGCUGUUGCCUUGUGAACCCCCGUCUCAUAGACUUUUCCCACUUUGGAAUUUUAAUACGAAUGCUUGGAGGGGACCCAGGAAGGAUCCCUCAUUCCUGCGCUGGUUGUUUCUUCCACUAUAAAAUGAAUAGCAGAAGAACAGAAAACAGGGUUUUGAACAGACAUGUCUCUCUAGAACUCAGCUCCCACUGUACGCAGUCUGAAGGCCCAAGUCUUUUCUGACUUUGCUUACCUGGGCUCCCUGACCCACCUCCUUGAUAAAUAUCCACGACAUUCAGGGCUGUGUGAUAUUAAAAAUACCAGAGAUGAAAUUAGGAAGGUUGGAGGACUAGGGAUAGUCACUGGGUUGAGAUCUAAGACCCAGGUGCUCAGGAGCUCCAUUUUCACACAGUCAGUGAUUUUCAAGUAUUUUAAAGCUAGACUUUACCCCCACCCCCACCCCAUUCGCUGCUGUAAGCAUAAUGAUUGUGUUCCUUCCUACUGGAGCCAUUGUUUUGUAAACAAUAAAGUGAAUUCUCUUUG
Messenger RNA from Dama dama (fallow deer), 3228 nucleotides. RefSeq names its product calcium activated nucleotidase 1 (gene CANT1). The transcript is spliced from 4 exons. The record is from RefSeq and is a predicted model, not a curated record. Gene Ontology annotation, biological process: proteoglycan biosynthetic process. NCBI's taxonomy places the organism in Eukaryota, Metazoa, Chordata, Mammalia, Artiodactyla, Cervidae. The coding region runs from base 102 to 1307 and encodes 401 amino acids. Gene Ontology annotation, molecular function: calcium ion binding; GDP phosphatase activity; UDP phosphatase activity.